Molecule: messenger RNA, 3875 nt
Organism: Centrocercus urophasianus (Greater sage-grouse)
Lineage: Eukaryota; Metazoa; Chordata; Aves; Galliformes; Phasianidae
Gene: ANO8
Product: anoctamin 8
Exons: 17
Coding region: 128-3298 (1056 amino acids)
Biological process (GO): chloride transmembrane transport
Cellular component (GO): plasma membrane
Molecular function (GO): chloride channel activity
Source: RefSeq, a predicted model, not a curated record
CCCCCUCCAUCACGGCCAGCCCAGAGCAGGACAGGCGCUGUGUCCCGGCUAGGGGGGGGACAAAGGGACCCUGGGGACCGUCCCCAUCCUUACGCAUCGCCGCCGCACGGGGCCUCCCCAUGUUUCCAUGGAGACCGGCUGCUUUUUCGCUCCCCCCAUUUUUGCUGCCGUUUCCCAGCGCUGCGGUCGCAUUGGAUCCCGGCGCCGCUGUGGGGCUGCAGGCAGAGACAAGCUUUUUGGGAAGCGGCUGCUCCAAGCCGGGCGCUACAUCAUGUCCCACAAAGCCUGGAUGAAGACGGUGCCCACCGAGAACUGCGAUGUGCUCAUGACCUUCCCAGACACCACGGACGACCACACGCUGCUCUGGCUGCUGAACCACAUCCGCCUCGGCAUCCCCGAGCUCAUCGUGCAGGUGCGGCACCACAAGCACACCCGCGCCUACGCCUUCUUCGUCACAGCCACCUACGAGAGUUUGCUGCGUGGGGCCGAUGAGAUCGGGCUGCGGAAACCGGUGAAGGCCGAGUUUGGGGGCGGCAUGAGGAGCUUCUCCUGCGAGGAGGAUUACAUCUAUGAGAACAUCGAGAAUGAGCUUUACUUCUUCACCUCUCAGGAACGGCAAAACAUCAUCAGGUAUUGGCUGGAGAACCUGCGGGCCAAGCAGGGCGAAGCACUGCACAACAUCCACUUCCUGGAGGGACAGCCCAUCAUCCCGGAGCUGGCGGCCCGCGGCGUCAUCCAGCAGGUCUUCCCACUGCACGAGCAGAGGAUCCUCAAACGGCUGAUGAAGUCGUGGGUGCAGGCGAUCUGCGAGGCGCAGCCACUCGAUGAGAUCUGUGACUACUUUGGGGUGAAGAUCGCCAUGUACUUCGCCUGGCUCGGCUUCUACACCUCGGCCAUGGUGUACCCUGCUGUGUUCGGCUCCAUCCUCUACACUUUCACCGAGAGCGACCAGACCAGCCAGGACAUCUGCUGUGUGGUGUUUGCCAUCUUCAACGUCGUCUGGGCCACGCUCUUCCUGGAGGAGUGGAAGCGCCGUGGGGCAGAGUUUGCCUACAAGUGGGGGACGCUGGACACCCCAGCAGAGUCCAUCGAGGAGCCCAGGCCCCAAUUCAGAGGGGUGAAGAGGAUCAGCCCUGUGACCAGCGCCGAGGAGUUCUACUACCCGCCCUGGAAGCGGCUGCUGUUCCAGUGCCUGGUCAGCCUGCCCGUCUGCCUCGCCUGCCUCUCCUUCGUCUUCCUCAUCAUGCUGGGCUGCUUCCAGCUUCAGGAGCUCGUGCUGAGUGUCAAGGAGCUGCCCCGCAUCCUCCGCUUCCUGCCCAAAAUCGUGCUGGCCGUCAUUGUCACGACCUGCGACGAGGUUUACAAGAAGAUUGCCUACUGGCUGAAUGAUAUGGAAAACUACCGCCUGCAGAGUGCCUACGAGAAACACCUCAUCAUCAAAAUCGUCCUGUUUCAGUUUGUAAAUUCAUACCUAAGUCUUUUCUACAUUGGUUUCUACCUCAAAGACAUGGAACGGCUGAAGGAGAUGCUGGCCACGCUGCUCAUCACGCGGCAGUUCCUGCAGAACGUCAAGGAGGUGUCGCAGCCCCACCUGUACCGCCGCCUGCGCCGGGGGGAGCUCAGCCUGCGCAACCUCCGUGAGCUGUCCCACACCAUCCUUCGCCUGCUCGCCCAACCCCGCGCAGCCCCGGCUGCCGGAGCAGCACACGAGGGGCCGCGGGGGGAGAAGAAGUGUCUGAAUGGGGGUUGUGGGGUGCCCGAGGAGGAGGAGGAGGAGGAAGAGCGUCGGGAGUCGGAUUCGGAGGAUGAGAGCGCGCUGGACUGUGGGCUGAAGCUGAAGAAGGUGAGCUUCAUCGAGAAGGCGGAGCGGCGCGGCACCGAGCCCUGCGGCACCGAGGAGGAGAGCUUCCUGGAGGAGGGCAGCCCCACCAUGGUGGAGAAGGGCAUGGACCCCGCCUCCGUCUUCGAGCUGGCUGAUGAUGAGGAGGAUGCUGAAGGCCCCUCGGGCAGCCCGGCCAAAGCAGCGGUGCCGGCCACAGGCCCACGGGUCACGAGGAGGAGGAGGGAGGAAGACGAGGGUGAGGAAGAUGGGCGCAGGCAGAACCGGGCGUCAUGGAUCGAUCCGCCCGAGGAGGACUACUCGACACAGCUGACGCAGGCAGAGGUGGAGAGCUGCAUGAAGAAGUACGAGGACACCUUCCAGGACUACCAGGAGAUGUUCAUCCAGUUUGGCUACGUGGUGCUCUUCUCCUCUGCCUUCCCAUUGGCCGCCAUGUGCGCGCUGGUCAACAACAUCAUCGAGAUUCGCAGCGAUGCUUUCAAACUGUGCACGGGGCUGCAGCGACCCUUCGGGCAGAGGGUGGAGAGCAUCGGGCAGUGGCAGAAGGUGAUGGAGGCCAUGGGCGUGUUGGCCAUCGUGGUCAACUGCUACCUGAUCGCACAGUGCGGGCAGCUGCAGCGGCUCUUCCCUUGGCUCAGCCCCGAGGGAGCCAUCAUCUCGGUGGUGGUGCUGGAGCACUUCGCCCUGCUGCUGAAGUACGUCAUCCAAGUGGCCAUCCCCGACAUCCCCGCGUGGGUGGCCGAGGAGAUGGCCAAGCUGGAGUACCAGCGCCGCGAGGCCUUCAAGAAGCACGAGCGCCAGGCCCAGCACCACUUCCAGCAGCAGCAGCGGCGCAAGCGGGAGGAGGAGGAGCGGCAGCGGCACGCCGAGUACCAGGCGCGCAAGGAGCGCGAGGCCAACCGCGACGAGGCCAAGGCCGAGGCAGCCGGGCAGGACCCGGCCCACGAGAAGAGCCAGAGCAAAGGGAAGGGCUCCGGGGGGUCCUCCGCGCACGGCUCCGACAAGCCCAAGCGGCCCAGCUCGCUGCUGGCCACCAAUAACGUCAUGAAGCUGAAGCAGAUCAUCCCUCUGCAGGGCAAAUUCCUCUCCGGGGGGACCGGGGCAGGCAGCACGGCCGCCAGGUCCCCCCAGUCCCCCACCAGCAGCGAUAACAAACUCCCCGGCUUCCUCAGCUUCAAGUUCCUGAAAUCCCCCGAAACCAAGAGGGACGCGGCCACCGAAAAGGUGCAGUCGCCCACCAAGCCAUUCAACCCCGGCAAGCUCUUCAACUUCGGCAAGUCCGAAGGGACCGGCGGCAACGGGGCCACCGCCUCCCCCCAGCCCCGUGCUGGCCCCUCUGCAGAUGGGGGUGAGCGGCCGGGCCCCAGCAAGUCCCACCUCAAUGGGGCUCCAGAGGAUGGAGCCCGCGAGGAGCCGGAGCCACGAGCAGAGGAGGAGAGCGGGGGUUACAGACUCUGAGCCAGGCACGCCGGCCCCAUCCCGGCCCCUCCAUCGCAGCCCCUCUGCUGGGACCCCAUCACAACCCCAUGGAGGCCCGGCGGUGCCCUGGGAUGGAGCAUCCUGUCCUGCACCACCAACGGGCAAUGCUCCGUGCCCGCCGUCUCCAGGAGGUCAUCCAAGGAGGAUUUGGUGUCCCCAGACCCGCAGAGCUCCAAGGGGUGCAGCUCGGGGCCACAGCUCCACUCCAGAGGGACGGACGGCAGUGAGGAGCCCCGUUCACCCGUGCCUGCAGCCACGGCUGCAUCCUGCUGCACCACGGGGCAGUGAGCUGCCCAGAAACGGCCGGGAGGGAGGGGGUGAGCAGCAAGCACUGGCUGCUGCGCCCCCCAGGCACGGGGAGCAUUUCUUGCACUAAAACCCAAACAAAACCCAAUGCGAGCGACUCUGCCAUUUUUCAUGCAAUGGCUGCAGGCGGCGGAGAUGAGAGCUGGGAGCGCCCUGGACCUGCAACGCUCCCUCGCCCUCUCUGCUUUCCUAUUUUGUGGAAUUACUUUGCAAUAAGGCACUCGCGCACGGACGCACGCUGGAGCCUGGC